This is a messenger RNA of Colletotrichum destructivum, 2151 nucleotides long. RefSeq names its product Putative heterokaryon incompatibility. Bases 1 to 2151 code for a protein of 716 amino acids. NCBI's taxonomy places the organism in Eukaryota, Fungi, Ascomycota, Sordariomycetes, Glomerellales, Glomerellaceae. The record is from RefSeq and is a predicted model, not a curated record. The transcript is spliced from 2 exons.
AUGCCGGGCAUCGGAAAUCUAGGCCCGGCCGUCGCGCAAAACAAACGGCUUUGCUCCGUGUGCCACGACCUGGACCGAGACAAGAUCCCGAACAAGACCAACGAUGCUCUUGUCAGUCUGGUUUGCCCACUUGGACAACUUCUCCAAGCCAGCAAGAAGGGAUGCCAGACAUGCUAUGCCAUCCAAGAGGCCGUCAUGCGCGUGGGAAAAAUCGAUCCGGCCACGACCGAGAUAAAGCUCGGCGUGUCCCUUGUUUGCAUUUAUAUCGGGCACCUCGUCCGAGUGGCGGCCGUCGUUGCCUGCAACGGCCCCGGAGGCACCAUGCUUCCCAUACAAACCACCUUCGAGAUGUUCACAAUACCAGGAAAGCCAUCUCCCUGGCCGGCGUUUGGCCCGGCCAGAAAUAUCGUUCCGAGGUUGCAUUCCAAGCUUCGAAAGAAACUCGUUGGCGCUUGGAUCAACGAUUGCACUGCAUCGCACUCACUCUGCCACGAAACUUAUGGUCCCAUCCAUGAUGCCAUGAGGUUGCAUCCUUUGCGGUAUCUCGACCUGGGCAGCAAUCCCCGGAACGGUCUCAAGCUCGUCGAUGCCGCCUCUUCUCCCGGCUCCUAUGUCGCCAUCAUCCAUGGGGUUGAUGGUCCGCUGCCGUCUCCUUCGUCGCUCACGACACUCGAGAAUCUGGAGGCCCGCCAGAAGAGCAUCCAGUGGUGGCAGAUCCCGUUGGCUCUACAGGAAGCCUUGGCCGUUGCCCAUGAACAGGACGUGCGGUACGCUUGGAUUCCAGACUUUUGCGUGCUUCACGACGACGAGCAAGACCGCGUCUGGCAUUUGGACCGGGAAGAUAGCAUCUUCCAGCUUGCGCAUUUCACCAUUGCCCUGACCGACAUCAAAGACCUCAGAUUCGGCAACUUUGGCCCGGGCCGCAAAAUCACAUCGCCCGAGGCCGACUCGGACGAGUCGAGUGCGUCCAUCACGGUUGAAGUCAGCCACCGUGGCCGAAAAUAUCCCAUCCAAAUUCGCCAGACCAUGCAUUGGAGCCACUGGAUCAUGGCUGAGAUGGGCAUGCUGCGACCGCUCAGGGCCGGCGGCAAGCUCACAGACGUCGCCGAUCGCCGCAUGGGACUCCUACGGCAUGCACCGUCGUUCCAACGCCUUUUGUUCUCGCGCCGGCUGCUCCAUCUUCACGGUUCAGAGAUGGUGUGGGAAUGUUUCGAAAGCAUGAGGUGCGAGUGUGAUGACCAACACUACCUGAAGGAGCUCAACAGCAUGCCCAGCCUCCCAAAGAGUAAAUUCCAUGCCACAGGCUACGUCAACAGCAUGAGCGAUGUAUUUGAUAUGUACAUGAGCCUGCCCAUCCCCGACCCCAGCGAUAGACUGGUUUACAUGGCAGCAAUGACUCGCUACACUGCCAUGAUUCACCAGCAGCGGUACAUUGCUGCCCUCCCGGCGACAAACGCGACAGGCCUGGCGGAGUCUCUCCUUUGGAACUUGGGCCCCGUCUCGGAUAAGUUUGCUGACGCGCCCAGCGGUGGAAGCCAAAGCCGUCGUCAUCACAGCCAUCGCAUCCCAACAUGGUCCUGGGCGUCCAUGGUUCUCGAAAAGGGUCAAACCAUUCAGAGAGCCGAAUCAAUGAUACCCGGCAUCGAGCUCGGCACAAUCUCGUUCAACACGCUUUUUGCCGUAUGGGCAUCUCGAUCCUGCCCGACGCCGGGAAGCCGCGGAGACGGUAUAAUGGGGUGCUGUUUCCAACUCGGUGUGGACGCGGCUCUCUUUCAAGCGACCGGAGUCUUCGUGCCGGGAACCGAGGACGAUCUGAUGCUCGCCCCAGCAGAAGGCAUCCCCAGCGAGAAGUCCAAACUCGCCAGGUUCUGGCUGGAUUGUGAGGUGCAUAUGGCCAAGCUCAGGGCCGGAGAGGUUGGCUCGGAGUUCUACUUCAUGCCAUUGGCCCAGAUGAGAGUCAAGGAUAAUGACCUGUCGCCCGAGAACUACUGUUUCGCAUUCGAUGCGCCCAUGAACGUCGGCUUGGUGCUGCUUCCCAGCGGAAGAGGUCACGCGCCGCCGGGCGGAUUCGAGCGGGUCGGAGUCUUUGCAGUGUCAACAGACCUUCCCUACUGCGAUGGGGCCCUUAAUUCCCGGCUUUUCCUCGUUUGA